Acanthopagrus latus (yellowfin seabream) is the source of this 7606-nucleotide messenger RNA. It is a transcript of the gene sbf2, whose product is annotated as SET binding factor 2. The transcript is spliced from 45 exons. NCBI's taxonomy places the organism in Eukaryota, Metazoa, Chordata, Actinopteri, Spariformes, Sparidae. Gene Ontology annotation, cellular component: cytoplasmic vesicle. The record is from RefSeq and is a predicted model, not a curated record. The coding region runs from base 674 to 6298 and encodes 1874 amino acids. Gene Ontology annotation, biological process: regulation of Rab protein signal transduction.
UUGAAUGCUGCAUUACAGUUGAGUUAUGUACAUUUCCCAAGUUACCUGACUGUUCUACUUGUUUUAACACUACUGAUUAGGUCAAUGUUUUGUUAAAGUACCAAUAGCCAUCCCUACAGUAUUGUUGCAGUCGACAUUAGGGUAAAUUCGUAACAUUUGAUUUCGCUGCUUUAUCCUAGCAUGUCUGCAGAGCCGAGGUCACGCGCCCUCAAGUGGGACCUCACGGGACCUAUUUCGGGGGGAAAAAAAUGGUGAAUGGAGAGAGAUGCGAUAUUUUUUGAUCCCGCUUGAAUUGUGCCACGAACUAAGAGACAUUCUGCUGAGAUGUGUGACUUGGGCAGGCUGGCGAGCAACAACAACAACUCUGCUUUUCAGGGCACUCCCUGACACAGUGAAGUUCCAUGUCAGCUUGAAGUACACAAGAUGAUGAAUUUGAGAUUUGGAGAGAAACAAGCAUUGAGUAACUGAUUAAAUAUGAAUGCAUACACAGGAAUCUAUUAGGUGAUAAAGGAAGAGCCAUUAAGUCUGCCUUCACCUCUCAGAGGAUAUCAGCCCCGCACAUUAUUUGCCUUCACAGGGAGGCCAGCACAGUUCAGGGGAGGGAUGUGGAAAGAUCAUUCAAAGAUUCCCCAAGAAGGAUUGGGAUGGAACAGCUUUUCCUCAAGGAGUGGAGAUGUUCUGCCAGCCUGGGGGUUGGAGGCUGUCCAGGGACAGGAAAGCACCCACCUUCUUCACCGUCGUGCUGACAGAUAUCGAUUCAGACCGACACUACUGCUCGUGCCUCACUUUCUUCGAGGCUGAGGUCAAUCUGCAGGGAUCAAAGAGUAUUGAGGCUGAUGGAGAUGAAGAUGAAGAGGCUGAGGAGGAUGGCCUGAUCCAGCCAGCUCAAGUGUUUGCACCAAAAAGUCUCAUUCUCGUGUCCAGGCUGGAUUAUCCUGAAAUAUUCCGGGGAUGCUUGGGUCUCAUCUACACAGUGUACAUUGACAGCCUGAGUUUCCCUUUAGAAAAUCUGGUGGCCAACCUCUUUACUUUCCAGGUUCCUGUUGCUGGUGGAUCCCAGAAGCUGUUUAGCCUGGGAGCAGGAGACCGGCAGCUCAUCCAGACGCCUCUGAAUGACACGCUGCCUGUCACAUGCAAAAGUGUGGCGCUGCUCUUCCAGCAGCUGGGAAUACAAAAUGUUCUAAGCCUGUUCUGCGCAGUUCUGACCGAACACAAGGUUUUGUUCCACUCCACUAGUUACCAGAGGCUCGGAGAGGCAUGUCGCGCCUUAGAAGCCCUCAUGUUUCCCCUUAAAUACAGUUACCCAUACAUCCCUAUUCUGCCUUCGCGGCUGUUGGAGGUGUUGAGCUCACCCACUCCCUUCAUCAUCGGAGUGCACUCCAUGUUUCAGAGUGAAAUCCAGGAUCUGGUGAGAGCAGAUGUGGCACCCAGUAAUCUGUCUUACUUGCGUGCAGAACAUACUUUGGAUGUUAUCAUUGCUGACCUGGAUGGAGGAACAAUAAAGAUUCCCGAGUGUAUCCACUUGUCUGUGCUCCCUGAACCGGUGUCACACCAAACACAGACCGCCCUGUCUCUUGUUUUGCACCCCGAUCUGGAGAUAGCAGACAAUGCGUUCCCUCCACCUCGCACUGCACCCUCCAACCUCAAGUUGUUGGACAAGGAGGUGAGGGCCGUCUUUCUCAGGCUGUUUGCACAACUCUUCCAGGGCUACAGGUCAUGCUUGCAGCUCAUCCGCAUCCAUUCUGAACCCGUUAUUCAUUUUCACAAGACUGCCUUCCUGGGCCAGCGGGGCCUCAUCGAGAAUGAUUUUCUGACCAAGGUUUUGGAUGGCAUGGCCUUCGCUGGCUUCGUCUCAGAGAGGGGUCCGCCUUACCGAGCCUGCGAUCUCUUUGAUGAGCUGGUGGCCUUAGACAUUGACAGUUUUAAGGAAGAAGAGGUCAGCCCUGCCAAGCUGCAGAAGCACAUCAGGGAACUCUCUGAGCAGCUAUAUAGAAAUGAGAACCCAAACCCCCACAUGGCAUUCCAGAAAGUGCCUCGGCCAUCAGAGGGAUCCCACUUGAGGGUGCACCAGGUACCCUUCCCCCUGCUGGAUGAUGAAAAGGUGGAGAAGUUGUUGCAAGAGGGUGUGGCAAAACACGCAACAGUAUCACCUUCCACACGACUUGAGAGGAAAUGUGUUGUACCUGCCGGACCACCCGUCGUGUCCAUUAUGGGUAAGAGUGGCACCGUGUUUAACAGCGCUCGCAGGCUGGAGGUGGUGCGAAGCUGUAUUUCCUUCAUCUUUGACAACAAGACCCUGGAGACUGAAAAGACACUGCCAGCUGCACUGCGCGCACUGAAAGGCAAAGCAGCUCGUCAGUGUCUGACAGAGGAACUGAGUCUUCAUGUUCAGCAGAACCGCGCCAUAAUGGACCACCAACAGUUCGACUACAUCAUACGUAUGAUCAACUGUGCCCUCCAGGACUGCUCCAGCUCCGAGGAGUACACGGUGGCUGCUGCACUGCUGCCCCUUUCAACAGCCUUUUACAGGAAACUGGCUGCUGGGGUGAACCAGUUUGCCUACACCUGCAUUCAGGACCAUCCCAUCUGGACCAACCAGCAGUUCUGGGAAGCCACUUUCUACAGCGAGGUCCAGAGUCAGAUCCGAGCCCUAUAUCUUAAUACCCCAGAGGAGAAAGGGGUAAUCACUGCCAGGCUAAAGGAUGCAGUCACUACACCUGCAGUGGAAAGAGGUGAGGAGCAGACGGCCAUGGACCUGGCAGCAGAGCAGCUGCGUGCAUGGCCCAGCCUGAGCAAGGAGAGGCAGCAGGAGCUGGUGAAGAAUGAGGAGAGCACUGUUUUCAGCCAGGCCAUUCACUACGCCAGCCUCAUGGUUUACUUGCUGGUUCCUUUGGACACCAGCAAGAACAAGCUGCUGCGCAACACUCCUGUCGCUGACUGGGAGAGCGGCAGCAACAGCAUCGUCACCAACAGCAUUGCGGGUAGUGUCGCAGAGAGCUUUGACACAGAAAGCGGGUUUGAGGACUCAGAGAACAGCGACGUGGCCAACUCUGUGGUCAGGUUCGUAGCUCGCUUCAUCGACAAGGUGUGCACAGAGAGUGGAGUAACCCAGGAACACAUCAAGAGCCUGCACAGCAUGAUCCCAGGCAUCGUAGCUAUGCAGAUGGAGGCUCUAGAGGCGGUUCACCGGGAGAGCAGGAGGUUACCUCCCAUUCAGAAGCCUAAGAUUCUGCGUCCAGCGCUGCUUCCCGGGGAGGAGUUGGUGUCAGAGGGGUUGCGGGUGCUUCUGGACCCCGACGGUAGGGAGGAGGCCACGGGGGGCCUCCUGGGGGGCCCACACAUCCUGCCAGCAGAGGGAGCCCUCUUCCUCACCACAUACCGCAUUAUUUUCAAAGGCACCCCCCAUGAUCCUCUGGUGGGGGAGCAGGCAGUGAUCAGAGCUUUCCCAGUGUCCACGCUGACCAAAGAGAAGAAGAUCAGCAUCCAGAACCAGCUGCAGCAGAACAUGCAGGAAGGCCUGCAGCUCCGCUCUGCAUCAUUCCAGUUGAUAAAAGUGGCUUUUGAUGAGGAGGUGAGUUCAGAGAUGGUGGAGAUCUUCAGAAAGCACCUCCAGAGGAUCCGCUACCCACAGUCCAUCUUCACCUCCUUUGCUUUUGCAGCCGGACAAACAGCACCUCAGCUUAUCCUUCCAAAGCAAAAAGAACGGAACACUGGCUUCAGAACACUGUCCAAAACUAUUGUCAAGGGAGCAAAGAGGGCCGGAAAGAUCACCAUGGGCCGUGGCAGCCAGACCACACUGAAGAAGAACGACAGAGGCAGCAGAAUGACCUGGCACGAAGAUGAUGACAUUUCAAUAUCAGACGAUGGGGAGCCGCCGCCGCCCAGCAGCACCUUGCGAGCCUCAGAGAAGUCCACCAUGGAGCAGCUGGUGGAGCAGUCCUGUUUCCGUGACUACCAGCGUCUGGGCUUGGGCACCAUCACUGCCAGCUCAUCUCGCUCCAAGUCAGGCGAGCAGUUCAGGAUCACAGCCGUGAACAGACUCUACUCCCUCUGCCGCAGUUACCCAGGGCUGCUGGUGGUUCCUCAGUCAGUGCAGGACAGCAGUUUACACAAAGUGGCCCGCUGCUACAGGCACAACCGUCUGCCCGUCGUGUGUUGGAAACAUCCUCGCACGAAAGCAGUGCUGCUCCGCUCAGGAGGCUUCCACGGCAAGAGUGUGGUGGGACUGUUCAAGUCACAGAAUCCCUCCUCAACAGCUCCUGCCUCGUCCUCGGAUUCAUCCAGUAGUCUUGAACAAGAGAAGUAUCUGCAAGCCAUCCUCAACUCAAUCCCCAUCUACUUCAAAAUGAACGGAAACAACACCCUGUCCAACCGCUCCCUCAUAGGCCUCUCACCAGGCAGUGACAGGAGGACAUCCAGGAUACCAAAGAUGACUCCUGUCCAUUUAGACAUCCCAUUCUCAAACAGCUUUACCAGAGGAGUUCUUGAGUACAGAGAUAAACUUUUCACUCACUCAAACCAAAAACCUGCCAGUAAGGAGAGAGUCAACCCUCAAGGUGUGUGGGCUAGCCUGCGCUCCAGCAGCAGACUCAGCCAUCACCCAGCGACAGUAGACGUGGGCUCCAGACUGGCAGGGAAGGAUCUGGCUCCCCCUGCAGGUAGCAACAGUCUGCAGGCUCAGCUCCUGAAGCAGCAAGCUGCCUUCUACGUCUUUGGAGAAAAGUCCCAUUUAAGGGGCCUCAGAGUGGACUCCUCUCUGAACUGUGAACUGGUGCCGGUGGACUUCGCAGACACGCGGCAGGUGAAAGCCUCUUUUAAAAAGCUGCUGAGAGCCUGCGCUCCCAGUGCCACUUCGUCUGACUCGGAGGACUCCUUCCUCAAAGCCAUGGAGGACUCUGAAUGGCUGCUGCAGCUUCACAAGAUUCUGCAGCUGGCACUGAUUCUGGUGGAGCUUCUGGACAGCGGAUCAUCUGUUCUCCUCAGUCUGGAGGACGGCUGGGACAUUACUACACAAGUGGUGUCUCUGGUGCAGCUGCUGAGCGAUCCUUUCUACCGGACCCUGGAGGGUUUUCAGGUGCUGCUGGAGAAAGAGUGGCUAUCGUUCGGCCACAAGUUUAGCCAGCGGAGCAACCUGAGUCCCAGCAGCCAGGGCAGCGGUUUCACGCCCAUCUUCCUGCAGUUCCUGGAUUGUGUGCACCAGAUUUUGGAACAACAUCCUCUGGAGUUUGAGUUUAAUCAGUAUUAUCUGAAGUUCCUGGCCUAUCAUCACAUCUCUAACCGCUUCAAGAACUUCCUGUUGGACUCAGACUAUGAGCGCUUGGAGCAUGGCUUGUUGUUCGAGGAUAAAGGUGAUAAGCAGGCCCGCAGAGGCAUCUGUAUCUGGGAUUGCAUCAACAGGAUGCACAGGAGGAGUCCCAUCUUCUUCAACUACCUGUACAGCCCUGCAGAAAACGAAGUUGUCCUGAAGCCCUCUAUCAGCAUCCCCAGCCUGAACAAAUGGGACUUCUUCACGGACGAGACUCUGUCCACGGGGCCCUGUUACGACUGGCGGACGAUGGCGGUGAGGUCGGACAGUUCAGAGGAAGUUGACACGCUGUCCAACAGUAAGAGGAGGAUCGUGUGGCCGUGUUACAGCAGCGUGAGCCGCGCCCAGCCCGACGCCAUCACCAAGCUGCUCGCUGACAUCGAGAGGCUGGAGGGCGAGCUGCACCAGGCCCCCGAGAAAUGGCAGACGACUCUGGAUAGAGUCCGGAUGAGCAUUCAGGAAGACCUCGCGCAAGAAGGAAAUCUCCGUAAACAGUCGGUGACGCUCUCAGGCCUCAUUCCCACGUCCAGCCUGCAGGCCUUCCAGCGCCGCUCCAUGCUGCACCUGCCAGACGGCGGGCUGGGCGAAGACCGCAGCACCAACACGGCCAACGGGAUCAACCGCCGCGCUGCAACACUUUACAACCAAUUCACCCCCAAGAGCGAGGAGAACAGGUCCUACGAGGGGAUCCUGUACAAACGUGGAGCGCUGCUGAAAGGCUGGAAGCCUCGCUGGUUCGUCUUGGACAUCACAAAACACCAGAUGAGGUACUACGACACCGGGGAGGACACAAACUGCAGAGGCCAUAUCGACCUGGCCGAGGUGGAGUCGGUGGUGAUCGCCGCCCCGACUAUAGGAGCUCCCAAACACAUCAGUGAAAAGGCUUUCUUUGACCUAAAGACCAGCAAGCGAGUCUACAACUUCUGCGCCUCAGACGCGCCCAGCGCUCAGCUGUGGAUAGACAAGAUCCAGAACUGCAUCUCUGACGCCUGAGCUGCAAAACCUUAGAGACUGAGAUGACGGCGUGGACGUUGGAGGUGGCGUCAGGUGGUUGGGAGCAGAGACAGGACGUGAGCUCGACUCAGCUUUCAGAUGUCUUAAAUUCGGGGACCACAGUGAACAAAGUGCCUGGUGUCGGAGGAUGAAUCCUCUCCGCCUGUUACUUGGCGGCCUGGUCAGGCUGUCGUCACUCGGCUUCAGUCGAACACUCGUCUCUGCUGUCAGCUCCCUCCUCCGUGCCGCCGACAGGGAUGAAGCGGAGAUAAGCUGAUGUUCUAGUGGACUGCACUGACAAGGAAAUGUUAUCCUACUUAAGCUGUACAUAGAUCAAAGCAAUAUCACUGGCCAUUCAAACUGUGGGUUCAAUUUUAGACUAAAACUAGAAGAUAGCCUAUAAAAGAAUUUCUAUCAGAUAUUUUACUACGAGGAGAGGUUAUUGCUGCUUAAAGAGAAACGUAUGAACCGCCAAAAACUCAGAGAUUUUAAUGCACAACACGAGAAAAAGCAAUUUGUUUGCACUUCACUCUAAAGUAUGCACUCCUUAUCAGAUAUAGAUUUUCUAACAGACGCAGACAGCGAGGCUAAAGGCAUUAACUUUACAAUGUACAUACAACGUUUUCCUCGACAGUUUAAAUAAGAAGAAUUUGCACAGUGAGUUCAAAAGAGUUACCUGACAUGUUUUUUCUAUUUAAAUAAGCAACAUUUUUUUGUUUUGUUUUGUUUUUCUCUAUUUUGUCGAAUGUUCGUUGACUUCUGGAUAACACGUUUGUCCUGUGUAAUGUAAAUUAUUAUUAUUUUUUAUUAAAAGUGUAACUUGUGUCCGUGUGGUGGCUUCAAGUGUUUCUGUAAAUACCCGUGUGACAUUUCAUUUUAUAUACUGUAUGUACUGAAACAUGAGUAUACUUUUCUAACCUUCAGCCUAAUGUGACCAACAAGUCUUCUUUUGUUUUUUUCUUUUUUUAAAUGUGUCGUUAGCUGGUGCAAAAAAAAAAAAACAACCUGAGUGGCCUGUUCCCUGUUUGUGAUGAAACAUUGCUCUGGCAGGUUCUGUGUCUUUUAAGGGCUUUUAAAAAAAAGAAGUAAAUGGAUAUAUCUUGUAGGACGUCAUGGUUUUCAGAGAUCCUCGUCUCGUCUGUUCUGUUUGUGCAACCCUAUACAGUUUCAUUAAAAAAAGAAGAAAAGAACGCAAGUGAAACUAUUCAAAGAUGUCAGAGGCGUUUUUGUUUUUGUUACUGUAUCUUUGUACCAUGUUUUGUGGUGACACUAAUUUUUUUGGAAAUAAACCAAACAUACUUGAAAUGA